Messenger RNA from Zea mays, 665 nucleotides. RefSeq lists its product as uncharacterized. The transcript is spliced from 3 exons. NCBI's taxonomy places the organism in Eukaryota, Viridiplantae, Streptophyta, Magnoliopsida, Poales, Poaceae. Bases 1 to 657 code for a protein of 218 amino acids. Gene Ontology annotation, molecular function: aminoacylase activity. The record is from RefSeq and is a predicted model, not a curated record.
AUGCUAGCAUACGGUCUUACCUUUGACAACCUUGCAUGGUACUACAUCGGCAUGGAGCCUACUGGGGUCGUCGCUUUGCUGCUCCGACGCGGCGGGGACGUUCUGUCCGCGGCGCGGCACGGCGCGGAAACAGAGCUACCGACAGGUGCGUCGCCGGCCCGGAGCUGCGCCUGCAGAGUUCAUCAGGCAGUCACGCGGCGGCUCUCCUCCGCAGGCAGUCGCGCGGCGGCCUCAUCCCCGCCGGCGAGCCUCCGCUCCCCUCCGCCGGUACGCCUCUAUCGCCGGUGGCCUCCCCCUCGGCUGAAAUGCGGUCCUUGUUGCUGGCCAUUGCUGCAGCUGGUGCAGAAAGGUCCGGCGACGGAUGUGGCCGGACGUCCCGUAUCCACAGCGACGAACGCGUCGAACCCGUGGUGGCUGACGUUCGAGAAGGCCAUCGCCUCCGCAGGUGGGGAGCUGUCUAAGCCUGAGAUCCUGUCUUCGACCACGGACUCACGCUUUGCGAGGCAGCUGGGCAUCCCUGCCCUCGGGUUUUCUCCGAUGACCAGUACGCCGAUACUGCUACAUGACCAUAACGAGUUUCUGGAAGACAGAGUGUUCCUGAGGGGCAUCCAAGUGUACGAACAUGUCAUCAGAGCACUAAGCUCGUUCCAAGGCUGAUUCGUAAA